This is a messenger RNA of Didymella exigua CBS 183.55, 1283 nucleotides long. RefSeq lists its product as uncharacterized. The transcript has a single exon. The record is from RefSeq and is a predicted model, not a curated record. The coding region runs from base 176 to 820 and encodes 214 amino acids. NCBI's taxonomy places the organism in Eukaryota, Fungi, Ascomycota, Dothideomycetes, Pleosporales, Didymellaceae.
CGAGGACCUGAACAUCUGGAGGACGAAAUCGACCGAGGAAUUCAAUAUCGAGAAUGUUGUUCUUCACUACGUCCACUCUGGUCUCCGAGACCUGCGCGUAGACGCGAGCGGCCCUCUCUCGGAUCACUUCCUCGAUGAAGUCAGCCGUCUGUGUCCUCUCCUGCAGCAGCUCGACAUGGACUUCCAGAACGUUGAAAUAUCGAAGGAUGUUCUUGCUUGCUUUCUGCAGCGCAUGUAUCAUCUGGAAGGAAUUCAUGUGGCUGCGCUGGACAGGAGUUGGUCAGCUGAAUCGUUCGCUGCCGUAGCCAAAUACGAGCGGCUGAAGCUUCUACACGUGCCAUCAAUACACGAUACAUGGCUCGAUAACAUCGGGUCUUGCUCAUUUCCGGCUCUGAAGCAAUUUUAUGUACUCAGUACGACUGGAAAGGCUCUGCUUUGGUUGCACUCGAAUUCUCGUCUUGAAGCAAUCCAUCUUUACAACAGCAGCCUCUCAGGCCCAGAUGACGUGCUCUUCUCAGCCUCCAACUUCUCGCGACUGACGAACUUCAAGUAUCAGCCAGGUCCCAAUUCAGCCGUUGCAGGGCAAGAUCUGGUGAAACUAGCCCGUGGUUGUCUUCAACUUACACACAUCGCUGUCGGUCAGGACCAAGCCAUAGCCCCUGAGCUUGUCGAUGUUAGUGAUAGCGUGAUCUACUCAAUGGCUCAAAGUCUGCCUUCCUUAAAAGAAUUCCACCUCCAUGGCAGAUCCGAGUCGUAUCCAAGCAUUAAGGCGAUCCUAUCAGCGUUCGGUCGACGUUGUCCACAUCUGAAGCGGUCAUGAUUGGAUCACAUUCGCCCGCCCGCAACAAUGGUUAUUUCCCCAUCUUUGCGCGUUUUGCCUUUGCCCUUCAGUACACAUGGAAGAGAUCUUGUCCGAAGUAUGCUAUAAACGUCUACUCGCGGAGUUCAAGACUUUUGCUCCUGGAUGGUUUCCUAAAUUGGAGUUCUUCAACAUCAUUGACGCGGACGAUCGCGAGCAGGAGGUCAAAAAUCACAUGUAUGAGAUUGAUUACAAGCGAAAGUACAGCAGUGAUACAAAGAGCAAUGAGGAUGAAGCGGAGCGGAUUGAGGAAGCCGACGAUACAGGAUUGGCCACUUAUUUGACAAAGGGUGUUGCAGCUGCGAAUUCUACCGGAGCCUGAGUUGCGAAGGAGCUUGGCACUCUCAUCGAUGCAAGCCUUCCAGCACACGGAGAGCUUUUUUACCGACGCACAGCCGUGCUUCUUAGAGAUGAACUACACUCU